CCGAAGUACGAGAAACCAUGACUCAUUACUAGAGGGUUUGACCAUGAUUAGAUGGUUUGACCCAGCCUACAGGGUCACAAACUUACUUGCAUACGACGAUGUGCGAUACAGUAUUAAGUAACAAUAACAAUGUAUACUGAUCAAAACGAAAUUUUCAUACCGUGAAUUUUAAUAUUAAAACCGAACCGGAUUUAACCGAGAGGUUUCAUGCUAGAUCACAUGACCAAUGCAUUCCACGAAAUAUGCUAAAAAUAAAAUAAAGACUGAAGCAUUUAAAACCUGAUGAUUCCGGUAAGCUAUUUAAGAUUUGGGUUUUGAUGAAGACGGACAAACACCUACUACUGGCCCAUAAUGUUUGAUAUAAUAUCAAGGUCGACUCAAGGCGUAAACUACUAUACAGGAGAAAUGGAUUCAGACUGGAACGAUGUCAACCAACUCCAGCCAAGCAUAGCGGAAGGUUUUACACAAUAUGAUAGCAAAGAUAGUAUCGAACCCUAUAUGGAAUAUUUGAAUGUUGAAGAGAACUGUGUAUACAACACAAUAACAGUAGAACCAGUUACAGAAAAUAGUACACCAACUUACACAAAUUUGUCGCUUAAAAUGGAGCAGAGAGAUUGUGUUUAUGAAUAUUGGGAUGAUUAUGUCAGCGGCCGUCCCUUCUACAACAACCGAUCACACUUCAACUAUUAUAACGACGCUCAAUGUUAUACAAAUAUCAACUCUGGAAAUUUCAUUGUUUCCAAACCCGAGGAAAUGUCCCUGUCUCAAGACAUCAACUAUAGUCCCGAACUUAUACAGAAUAGCGAAUAUAGUCUUGAUCCACCGAAACACUAUCGCAGGAAACCAGGCAGGAAAAAGGGACAGAUUUCCAAAGUUUAUCACCUGUGGGAAUUUAUCCGAGACCUUCUCAAAUCCCCGUGUUAUAGAGAUAUAAUCCGAUGGGAAGAUCGCGACAAAGGUAUCUUUCGGGUGUUGAAAUCUGCAGAAGUUGCGAAGCUUUGGGGCCAAAAGAAGAAAAAUAAGCUAGCAAUGAAUUACGAAAAAAUGAGCCGUUCUCUACGAUAUUCAAGAAAAGAAGGAUAUUUUAUGGAAAUACCAUGUGAUGGAUCUUAUCCCAAGAAGUUGUGCUUUAGAUUUGGUCCAAAAUCUCACGGCUGGAAGUAAUCGAACUCUCUGUUCUAAAGACUUUCCUAGAAAUUUUAAAGACAUUGACAAAUGUGCAUGUUAAUUAGUCAUACGCUCAUAAACACAGGCGCACAUACACGCACUCACACACACACACACACACACACACACACACA
Octopus bimaculoides (California two-spot octopus) is the source of this 1301-nucleotide messenger RNA. RefSeq names its product ETS homologous factor. Gene Ontology annotation, cellular component: nucleus. Gene Ontology annotation, molecular function: sequence-specific DNA binding; DNA-binding transcription factor activity, RNA polymerase II-specific. Gene Ontology annotation, biological process: regulation of transcription by RNA polymerase II; cell differentiation. The record is from RefSeq and is a predicted model, not a curated record. Lineage: Eukaryota; Metazoa; Mollusca; Cephalopoda; Octopoda; Octopodidae.